AUGUUUCGUCUGUGCUUCUCACUUUCCCUGUGUUUGGUUUGGCUUGGACCGCUCUGUCUCUCAGAGGCAGCGGAAAACCAAGCUGAAUCAAGGGAAAAAAGGAGCGUGCCUAACUGGGCGCUGUCAUCUUCAGACUUUUUCGCCUGGAUUGAAGAGCUACGUUCUCACGCUGGCUAUGACAAGAUUGAGGAAUUGGCCAGAACCUACUGGGCUCACUUCCCUUCCGCCAGCCGCCUGGGUUACGACCCUCCCGCUCCAGAAGAAUAA
Messenger RNA from Puntigrus tetrazona (Sumatra barb), 267 nucleotides. Its product is annotated as otospiralin-like. Gene Ontology annotation, biological process: sensory perception of sound. The coding region runs from base 1 to 267 and encodes 88 amino acids. The transcript is spliced from 3 exons. The record is from RefSeq and is a predicted model, not a curated record. Lineage: Eukaryota; Metazoa; Chordata; Actinopteri; Cypriniformes; Cyprinidae.